This is a messenger RNA of Penicillium taxi, 240 nucleotides long. RefSeq lists its product as uncharacterized. Bases 1 to 240 code for a protein of 79 amino acids. The transcript has a single exon. The record is from RefSeq and is a predicted model, not a curated record. Lineage: Eukaryota; Fungi; Ascomycota; Eurotiomycetes; Eurotiales; Aspergillaceae.
AUGGUAGCACUUGACCGCGAUCACAGCAAACGCAAAACAGAACCCUCAUCUCCCACCCUGACCAACACAUUAACACAUCCAUACAACACUCGCAUGCUCUUGUAUCUCCUUCAAGUCCCUUUGAUCGCCCUACUCUCGCACGGCAGAAUGUGGAAAGAUGUCAGCCGCAGCCUUUGGCUCCAUGUGUGUCCUCAUAGAGCAAAGCGGACACAGGAGCUCCAUUUCACGGCAGCAUAUUGA